This is a messenger RNA of Aspergillus ibericus CBS 121593, 1560 nucleotides long. RefSeq lists its product as uncharacterized. The record is from RefSeq and is a predicted model, not a curated record. Bases 77 to 1474 code for a protein of 465 amino acids. Gene Ontology annotation, molecular function: acyltransferase activity, transferring groups other than amino-acyl groups. NCBI's taxonomy places the organism in Eukaryota, Fungi, Ascomycota, Eurotiomycetes, Eurotiales, Aspergillaceae. The transcript has a single exon.
CAAGACAACCUCGUCUCAGGUGAGAGGCAACCCCGUCCUGCUCAGCUGCAAGCUGUUUGUCUGACAUCCAACAAGUAUGGGUUCCACCGCCCCCGAAUUCGUGCCGUCUUUCACUCCGCUGGAGCUCAUUGGCCCGAAGGGAUACAUUCGUUACGUGUUUACCUUUCCCCUGGCUAACGACUAUAAUUUGGAAGAAGUAGCAGGGGUCUUGAAGGCCGGCUACACGGCUGCUACGCAGCGGCUCCCCGUCAUCGCAAGUGAGGCCAUCCCGGACCCAAAUGCCAGACAGGGCGGUGUGAUGAAGCUCCAGAAGGUGGAUGAGAGUAAGGAUGAAGCCGUUCUGGUCAACGAUAUGCGCACGGAUGCCUUCCCGAGUUAUGCCGAUCUCAGGGCGCAGCACUUUCCUGUCGCCGCCUUUGAUGCUGACACACUCUGUCGGGGUGAUGUCUGGCCUACGCCGGGCGAGCCGUUGCCCAUCUCGCUGAUUCAGGCCAACUUUAUCCAGGGAGGACUGAUCCUGGCAUGGAACAUUCUGCACAUGGCUGGCGAUGGGACCUCGUUUCAGAUCUGGAUGCAGGUCUGGGCGGAAGAGUGCCGACGCGCGCAAGGCCUCGAUAUCGGCGAGUCAGACGUGUUGCCUCCGGUUAUUUUCGAGGACCGCGAACGAACGAUGCGUUCGUCCGGACGUAACCCAGGGCGACCAGAGGACCACCCGGAGUACAUCGUCCUACCCGUCACGCCCCCUGCAGGUAUACCUCCAAAGAUGCUCUCCAAGAACCAUCGUGCGCAGGUGUUUUAUUUCUCCCCUGAGGCCUUGUCGGCAUUGAAGGCAGAAGCGUCUCCGGCUAAUGCGACGGAGCCAACCGAGGUAUCCUGGGUCUCCACCAAUGACGCUCUGUCUGCCUUAUUAUGGCGAACUGUAAUGGCAGUCCAGUGGCCUCUGGAGCAACUGGAAGGCGAUCCUGUAUCGCUCUUCAACAUCGCUCUAAAUGGUCGCCUGCGAACAGACCCACCGGUUCACCCCGACACUCUGGGCUGCUUCCUGGAAUACAUUGGGGUAUCCAUGCCUGUGCGAAAGAUGCUGGGUUCUGCCAGCUUGGCCGAUCUGGCUGCAUUGAUCCGCCAGGAGCUGCAGCGGCUGGACGGGCAGUUCACGGACGACGUGAUCACUCUCAUCGAGGGGCUCGAUGACAUUCGGAAGAUCUUUCCGGCAUCCCUGGUUGACCUGCCGGGGUUUAAUUGCAUGCUGUCAUCGUGGAUUGGCUUUAAGCUGUAUGAUAUUGACUGGGGCACGUUGCUGGGCGGGCAUAUUGAGUCGGUCCGGACUCCACAUGUGGGAAUUAUCAACGGUCUGCAGAUAGUCCUGCCGAGUCCUCCCGAGGGAGGAAUGGAGGUUGUGAUAGGCGUGGCGGAUGGCUGUUUGGAGCGGUUGCUUAAUGAUCCAUUGUGGACGAAGUAUGCGGUGGCGCGGUAGGCACCUUUAACGUUGGUAUGAUGCUUCUGCAGCGUUCCUGUGUUGUAGGAGACAAAUGAUGAAGAAUAUGACAGCGUAUAUAAGUG